This is a messenger RNA of Arabidopsis arenosa, 1156 nucleotides long. The record is from the annotation of a GenBank genome assembly. NCBI's taxonomy places the organism in Eukaryota, Viridiplantae, Streptophyta, Magnoliopsida, Brassicales, Brassicaceae.
UAUUCUAAUAUGCUAAACGCUUGCCCUAGCCACGUGUUUAUGUACUAACUUUCCUCUUGGUAUCUCUCAUACUCUCUCAACUCUCAACUUUUUUUUUCGCUUAUCUUUUCAACAAUAUUGGGCAUUUUCUUAUAACAACAGUACAACACCUACACAAUUUAACACAGCCGGAGAGAUACUGAGAUCGAGGCAGACUUAAGUCAUGAAUGAUAACGGAAAGCAGCGGCAAGCUUCUGUUUGCGACGGUGCUACAGAUCAAGACAAGACCGUUAUAAGCAAGAUAAUGCAACGGUUCCGUCCGAUCGCGCCAAAACCAGCUGUCGGUGAAUCUUCCGACGAUGCAAAGAGUAGCAGAUUCCUUGGAAGAAACAGAAGAUCGAAACGAAAGUAUGUUAGGGUUCGGGAUAAAAAGACUAGUAGUGUUAGUAAUAAUAAGAAUAAGAUCAUUGGUAAAAAGAAUGGUUGCGAUAGAGGGAACAUUAAGACUACCGAUCUCGAUAAAGAGAUAGACGGUGAUGAUAGAAGCGACAUCGUCACGCUUGAGUUUCUCCCGGAGAAGGGUAGAGAUCUAGGAAACAAUGGAAAUCAAGCUGGUGAGUUUUGUUCGGAUCUGAGUGAUAUGAAUCCAAAGAAGAGCUUGUAUGGUUCGAUCAUAGGGCUAUCGUCAUCUUUAGAUCGGACGGUGAUGGAGUCGUGGUUGACGGUGGAGUGUGUGAGUGACACGUGUACUGACUUGGGAGAGUAUCACAUCCUGGAGCAGCUAGGCCGUAUGGAUCAGGGACAAGAGAGAGUGAUGAGGAUGUUAGAGGUUGACACGUGUCCAUGGUUAGUGUCGGAUGGGUCAAACCGGGUCUGUUGGGUAAACCAGGCGUACCGGAGGAUGAUUGGAGCUCCCGACGUGGAGGUUAUCAGGGUAUGGCUGGUGGUAGCCAUGGACCUUAUGGAGGAGAUAGCAUGCAUGGUGGAGUUAUACGGUGCGGUGACGUGCAGGGUUAGGGUUAGGUACGAGCCGUCCACGUGGAGGAAGAUGACGGUGCCGUGUGAUGUAUGGAGGAUUAGAUCAGGUGGGUUUGCUUGGAGAUUGGAUGUUGAAUCAGCUCUAAGGCUUGGCAUGUGAUUGAAACCGGAAAGACAAAAAGAAAUGGGAAUAAUAUUA